Molecule: messenger RNA, 1501 nt
Organism: Rosa chinensis
Lineage: Eukaryota; Viridiplantae; Streptophyta; Magnoliopsida; Rosales; Rosaceae
Exons: 1
Coding region: 1-1386 (461 amino acids)
Source: RefSeq, a predicted model, not a curated record
AUGAAUUCCAAUUGGGCUGCCAAGUGGGAGGAGAUGACCUCCAAAGAAGAGGAGGAGAUGCAAGAAGAAGAGGAGGAGGAGAAAGAGGUUGAUGCAAGGCUCCGAAUUGCAAAUAAAAUGAUGGCGGAUGCUGCAAAUUGGUGGGCUUAUGAGCAACUUCAUCAACAACCACAGUGGGGUGGCUCAGUUGCAGGUCGCGCUUACAAAAAUCGACAAUGUGGGCAAGCAAACCAAAGGUUGUUGAAUGACUACUUCGUGGAUAAUCCGGUGUUUAAUGAGGUCGAGUUCAGACGACGCUACAGAAUGAGGCGCAAAGUUUUCCUUCGCAUGCUAGACGAUGUUCAGACUGCCAACCCCUAUUUUAGGCAGUCAUAUAAUAAUGCCAGCCAACCCAGCUUCUCACCCCAUCAAAAGAUAACAUGCGCACUCCAUAUGCUUGCCAAUGCAUGCUCAGCAGAUUCCUUGGAUGAAUCCUUUAGGAUGCCCGAGUCAACUGCAAUUGAGAACAUGGGACAAUUUUGUCACACUAUUGUCAUGAUCUACCAGGGACGUUACCUCCAGGCACCCACCUCAGAUGAUUUGGAUAGGCUUCUACAACGAGCUGAGAGACGAGGGUUUCCAGGGAUGAUCGGGUCGUUAGACUGCAUGCAUUGGCGGUGGAAGAAUUGUCCCAUAGGGUGGCAGGGAAGCUUCAGCGGCAAAGCAAAAAAACCCACCAUUGUUCUGGAAGCCGUGGCAGAUUUUGACACAUGGAUAUGGCAUGCAUUUUUUGGGAUCCCAAGAGCGCAAAAUGAUAUCACUGUUCUCGGGCGUUCACCAUUAUUUGAUGCCCUCACAACUGGCGAAUCACCACACCUGGAUUAUGAAAUCAAUGGUAAGCAUCACAAUAUUGGUUAUUAUCUUGCUGAUGGUAUUUAUCCAAAAUGGGCGACGCUUGUCCAAUCAAUUAGGCGUCCUGUAUCUGAAGAAGAAGUGUAUUUUUCCACUAAACAAGAGGCAUACAGAAAAGAUGUUGAAAGGGCAUUUGGAAUUCUACAAGCACGGUUUGCAAUCAUUCGUCAACCUGCUAGGGGGUGGAGUCUCGCAAAACUCAACUCAAUUAUGCUUACAUGCAUAAUAAUUCAUAAUAUGAUCGUGGAGGAUGAGCGUCAUGACUAUUAUGAUGGUGAUUCCGACGAUGAUGAACCUGAUCCAAACAGGUCAAGAAGAACCCGGGCAAGAAUUUAUGAUGGUCCAAAUUUACCUCGCAACCCGAGAACCGGGCAAAUCUCAAUGGAGGAAUACAUGCAUCGUUAUAGGUUAAUACGCUCUAGAGCUGCAAAUAAUGAUCUACAACAAGAUCUUAUCAAGCAUCUUUGGGCAACUAGAGGCCAACGACAUCGAUGAGCACCUACUUAUGAGCGUCGUUUUUUAUCUUUGUUUUGUUUGUGUGUGUGGUUGCAAUAAUUGACAAUUUAUUGUCAUAAUUUGUAGCUUGUUUUCUCAUUGUUUUAUAUUGUUG